AUGUCAACGUUCCAGUUAUCACUUAAUGAAUCCUAUAUUCUUGAUAUAGCGUACACUCCAGACUUUUUGAUAUGGAAUGAAGCAGCUCUACAGUUUUAUAUGCAUAUAAAUGGAUGCCGGCAGUCAAACUGUGUUCUGAAAGAACGAGUAAGCAAAGAUUAUUUACCUGUUGAAAAAGAACCAGACACUUUAUCUGUGCAUCAUUUCAAUAUAAAUGUGGGAACGAGAAAAAUGCAUCUUAAAAUGAACAACAAAUUGGCUUCCUUGCUUGAUCUGGAAAUGAAGGCGCCGUUAAAUUCAUUUAUGAAGAAUUCAUCCAGAGCAAUAUCGCAACAAAGGUGCCAUCUUCACAACCAAAGUUCGAAAGGAAACGAUUCAAAUAGAAACUGUGAUGUCGCUCUUCGUCGUUUGUUUAUGGAAAAAAAUCGAGUGCUCGUUUGCAACUGUGAACAUACGAAUUAUUGCGAUGCUUUUCAUUCAUCGCAAUAUUACUUUGAUAAAUUACUUAAUAAACCGGAUGGAAGGCAACCAAGCGCUUUCAUGCAACAAUUAUAA
Molecule: messenger RNA, 555 nt
Organism: Dracunculus medinensis (Guinea worm)
Lineage: Eukaryota; Metazoa; Nematoda; Chromadorea; Rhabditida; Dracunculidae
Source: the annotation of a GenBank genome assembly